Messenger RNA from Megalobrama amblycephala (Wuchang bream), 1761 nucleotides. Its product is annotated as zinc finger protein OZF-like. The transcript has 5 exons. Gene Ontology annotation, molecular function: DNA-binding transcription factor activity; RNA polymerase II cis-regulatory region sequence-specific DNA binding. The record is from RefSeq and is a predicted model, not a curated record. NCBI's taxonomy places the organism in Eukaryota, Metazoa, Chordata, Actinopteri, Cypriniformes, Xenocyprididae. The coding region runs from base 370 to 1626 and encodes 418 amino acids. Gene Ontology annotation, biological process: regulation of transcription by RNA polymerase II.
UUUUUUACAGUCUAUGCUUGAUAUCAUCGCAUCAUUCUCCAUCCCAGCAGGUGGUGGAAUACGCAGCAAAAGCUGGUUUGCCAACCGCCGUAACACAUCUAAGAAGAUAAACAACAACAACAAAAAUAAGUAGGACGGAGCAUUCACGCUUCCUGGUUCUACGUCAAAACGCUGGCUCAUUAUUGGCCGGCUCCUGCAUUAGCAUCACAUGCUUGUGUCGUGCUGCUCACGUGAACAGCGCCAGCCAAUACUGAGCUUGUGUUCUGGUGUAGAACAUCUGAAGAUGAACGAAGUUCUUAUGGGUGUGGAACGACAUGAGGGUAAAUAACAUGUGACGCUAACACUGGAUUGAGCAGCUAAGCAGUAAACAUGCCUUUAAAAGUUGCAAAAUAUUGUGCAGUGCCAGUUUGUAGAAGAACACAGUCGCUGCAUAACCUUCCUUCUGAUUCAAACAUCAGGAAUGCGUGGUUGAACUUUGUUUUUAAUGAAGUUCCAGACCACGUGAAUAAGACACUGAGCAUUUGUUCGCUUCAUUUCACUGAGGAUUCUUUUGUAAACAAGACACAGUUCAAUGCUGGAUUUGCAGAGAGACUGAGAUUAAAAAAUGGUGCUGUGCCUACUAUAUUUGAUCCGACGAGAACGGCGAAACACACUACUAUCUGGUCCUCCAGUCACUGCUCACAUCUUCAUCCAAGCCAUUCCCAACUGAAAGCUGUAAAGAUGGAAGGGGACAAUAAUGAUAUCAGAAAUUCAGAAGCAUGUGGAGUGAAAGAUAAAGAUACAGAGGAACAAAGAGAUUUAAUGAAUGUGCAAGAGGAAAGUGAAGAAUUGAAUGAUAUGAAGAAGAAACAUCAGAUUCAGGACCUUCAUGAUGCCAAAACUAGAGAAAAAAAAGGACAAAAAAUAUCUCAAAGAGCAGAAGCCAAAAAGUCUAUUACCUGCCCUCUAUGUGGAAAGAGCUUCUCAUGUAAUUCAGUCUUUAUUGUUCACACAAGACGUCACACUGGCGAGAAGCCGUUCACAUGCCCUCAGUGUGGAAAGAGUUUCAUAAACAAAGGAAACCUUAGUAGUCACAUGCAAAUCCACAAUGAGGAGAGGCCGUUCACAUGUGACGAGUGUGGAAAGAGUUUCAAAUGGCCAUAUAGUCUCAGAGUUCAUAAGCUCAUUCACUCUGGAGAAAAGCCAUUUGAUUGCGAUCAGUGCGAUAAGAAGUUUCUUAAGGAAUCAAUUUUAAAGGGCCACAUGAAAGUUCACACAAAAGAGAAGCCUUACUUGUGUUCUGAUUGUGGUAAGACAUUUUCGUGGCUGGGGCGUUUUAAAGACCAUCAGAAAAUACACACUGGUCUGAAAGAUUAUUUGUGCUCUGAUUGCGGUAAAGCUUUUACUACAGCCACUCAGUUGAAAGUGCACCAAAGGACCCACACUGGAGAAAGACCUUACAAGUGUUCAUAUUGUGAAAAGAGGUUCAAGCAGAUGGGAACCCUGCAAGGACACGAGCGAAUUCACACUGGAGAGAAGCCUUAUCAGUGCCAUCAAUGUGGCAAGAGAUUCAACUGUUUCAAAACUACACAGAUUCACAGUAAGAAGCAUUGCCCAAAAUUAAAUGGUAUGUCAGCACAAUUAUAAAGCUGCUUUUAUUAUUAUUUGGGAGAGGUGUUUUUAUAUAAAUGUGGGAAUUGGCUGUCUUCAGAAAAGUGUCAGUGGUGAUUUCUUUUCUUCAUACCUCUGUAUAAUGCUGAAUAAAGUAUGUUUAAAAGUGCA